AUGACUCUUCCUCCUUCAAAACGUCCUUCCCACCGGACACUUUCGCCGCCGCCGCCGCAAGUAGCGUCGCCGACCUCCGCCUCUCCUGAUGCAGAUUCCUCCCGUUGUCCUCCGCCUAUCCUGAAGGGAAUUGGGUCUACGGAUGGCAUCAGGUCAAGAUGGCUGGCAUAUGGACACCGGGGCUACAUCGCACGUUCACGCCAACGCAGGUAUUCUCAAGUCUCCGGGGCUACAUCGCACGUUCACGCCAACGCAGGAUCUUCAAACCAAACAAACUCUCAUGCGAUGUGAAAGCAAUAGUGAUCUUUACCCUGUCACUACUCCAACAACUCAAGCUCUACUUUCCGUUUCUCCGUCUCUGUGGCAUCAACGUCUUGGUCACCCGGUUAUCAUGUCUUUAAACACUUAGUUCACAAUAAAUCUAUUUCUUGUUCUUCCAAUAAACACUAUAGUUUAUGUCAUGCAUGUCAAUUAGGCAAACAUGUUAAAUUGCCUUUUAGCUUAUCUUCUUCACUUCUUUGUCUCCCUUUGAACUUGUGCAUUAUGAUGUGUGGACAUCUCCUAUUGAAAGUACUAGUGGCAU
Lactuca virosa is the source of this 583-nucleotide messenger RNA. The record is from the annotation of a GenBank genome assembly. NCBI's taxonomy places the organism in Eukaryota, Viridiplantae, Streptophyta, Magnoliopsida, Asterales, Asteraceae.